Hypoxylon fragiforme is the source of this 918-nucleotide messenger RNA. RefSeq lists its product as uncharacterized. Lineage: Eukaryota; Fungi; Ascomycota; Sordariomycetes; Xylariales; Hypoxylaceae. Bases 1 to 918 code for a protein of 305 amino acids. The transcript has 3 exons. The record is from RefSeq and is a predicted model, not a curated record.
AUGUCUUUGCACAUCACCAUCGUCCCUGCCUCUUCAAGAGCAGGCAGAGAAACGAUCCUUGUUCUCCUAGAGUCCAAGGAGAGGCCUUUUAUCCGCGGUAUCUAUCGAGAUCCAUCCAAAGCCCCGGCAGAGUUCACGAAACAGCCAAACUUUGAAGCUGUCAAGGGAGACGUUGACACCGGGACUGGCCUCGACUUUAGUGGCUCGGAUGCAGUCCUAUACGUCCCCCCACCGACAUACGACGGCACGGACCAGGGCCAGUUUGCAACACAAGCUGCGACUAAUGUAGAGAAGGCUCUCCGGGCAGCCCCAAACAUCAAGAAGCUGGUCUUGCAUUCGGCCUUGGGUGCCCAGUAUAACCAUGGCAUUGGCACCCUGAAACUAAAUCACAUCUCUGAUCACAUCCUCAAGUCGGCAGCACCUGAAGUGCUCAUCGUGAAGCCUGGGUACUACUUCGAGGACUGGACCUCGGCUCUGGAGACGAUGCAAGAAGACCCUCCAAGCUUCCGGUGGCCGAUUCACCCCGCGGACCAUGCAAUUCCUAUGGUCAGCGUGAAAGACGUAGGCGCGUACUGCGCCAGCGCUCUCAUCUCCUCGGCAGCUGGCACCUCGGCGCCACCCCUUCCCCUCCGCUACGUCGAAAUCUUCGGCCCCCGAAACUACAGCGCUCUAGACGUCAAAAAGACAAUUGAAGAAAUCACCGGGAAAGAAGGCACGCUGAUCACGGUGGAGAAGGAAGGGCUCGCGGACUACUUUGCGCAGGGCGGUAUCCCAAGGGAGUACGUGCAGGAUUAUGUGGAGAUGUUUGUCGCGAUGAGGCCGGGUGGGAUUAUGGCGGGGGAUUUUGAGUAUAAGGAAACGACGGUGAGGGGGGGAAUUGAGCUGGAUGAGGUGUUUAGGGAGUUGGCUGGGAAGUAG